Messenger RNA from Caenorhabditis briggsae, 285 nucleotides. The record is from RefSeq and is a predicted model, not a curated record. Lineage: Eukaryota; Metazoa; Nematoda; Chromadorea; Rhabditida; Rhabditidae. The coding region runs from base 1 to 285 and encodes 94 amino acids. The transcript has 3 exons.
AUGAAGCGGAGGCAGGUUCAUGAAAACGAAGCAGCACCGUAUGGCGACAGGGCCCAACUUUAUGCUCUUUAUCAACUAUUUCAAAAUGAGCCCAACAUCGAGGACGUGGAUCUCGGGGAUUUCGAGAAAACUCAAAAAAUAUCAAAGAAUCAUAGGGAGGAGGAAAAGAAACACAAGUUCAAGAAGAACUUCGAGAAGAAGAAGAUAAGAGAGAUGUGCCCACCAUCUACCUAUUCUCGCCAACAUCUUUAUUCUCCAGCCAAUCACACAUUCCCUCAAUUAUAG